AUGACUAAAACUGUUGUACAUACAUCAAUUUUGUUAUAUAAUUUUUUUAACACUCCUUAAUUAUAUAUAAAGAGCUCAAGGAAGCCUUCCAAACCCAAAAGAUACUUGAAAGACUGUAACACCAGCUAAAAGAAGAAUAAUGGCUGGGAAUCAAACAGAUGGGAAAAAGCCAAUUGAUCCUAUAGAAAUCCAUCAAAAAGCAUUAGAUGACUUGGUGAACGUUAAUUCUCUCUUUACAAUAGCCGUGUUCGUGGGCUUGUCCUUUGCCUCUCCAGGCCAACAAAGCCUUGAAAACCGACCUGAGUGUGAUGCAGACCCAGGGAUGGCUAUGAGGCUCAUCCUUUACGAAGUUAUAUCCUUCGCUUGCUUCCUCCUAUCAAGCUUGGUAGCCAAGACACUAAAGGUUCAUCUCAAUAUUUACCAAGAAGAUGAAUUCGAAAAAUUGCAUCUUAAGUUGGGAAGAGGCUUUAUGCUAUACUUAUCAGCAAUCGCAUCAAUUGUUGGGGUCGUGUUUUUGGCACUUUCCAUGGCUAAUGUCAUCCAGAUAAGGAUUGGGAAGCUGUCUUGUGGGAGCGUAUAUGCUUAUCGCGCCGUUGGAUCACUGUGUGGAAUAGUACUUCUUGCUCUCUCCAUUUAUGUACCAUCCAUGUUUUAUGCCAUAUGGAAAUCUCUCAAUUACAAACCCAAAUCCAAACCCGAUCCCGCAGAAAAACCCCAAGCAUAAUGUUUAUCAUAUAUGGAUAUCUCUGUCUACGUAUACGUGUGUAAGCUUGUGGAAUUUGAAGUCCAAGUGGAGUGAUUGAUCAUGAGUACCGUCUGAAAAUGUCAAGAGCAUGUCUUUCUAUGUGCUGGGCUUUCUCUAGAACCUGUUCAUGCAUUAUAUAGAGUCCAGUUUACCAGUCAACAGAAGCAAGUGUCGUCUUUUUCUCAUUUGUAAAUUGUAAUGUGUUUUCUGUUUACUCUACUUUCAUUCCGCUGUAACUAAAAAAAUUGAUAAUAUGUUGUCCCAAAUAAUAGAGUACAAAAGGGGAUGGGCCUUUUUGCCUGUUCUUAGCAGUUAGCAUA
Molecule: messenger RNA, 1065 nt
Organism: Hevea brasiliensis (rubber tree)
Lineage: Eukaryota; Viridiplantae; Streptophyta; Magnoliopsida; Malpighiales; Euphorbiaceae
Exons: 2
Coding region: 140-724 (194 amino acids)
Source: RefSeq, a predicted model, not a curated record